Messenger RNA from Mesorhabditis spiculigera, 1956 nucleotides. Lineage: Eukaryota; Metazoa; Nematoda; Chromadorea; Rhabditida; Rhabditidae. The record is from the annotation of a GenBank genome assembly.
AUGGGCUCCACUGAAGAAGCCACGAACCCAGUAGACAACAUUGUCGAACGGAAACAAUGCAUUAUAGAUCGUAUCGACGCGAUCCAGAAAAAGAAACAAGUAUUGCUGGAGAAGCUUAAGAUGUUGAAAGAGAUGGGAAAGCCGGAUAUGGUGCAAUUAUGUCUGAGCGCUUACGAUACGCUUGACGAGCAGGAAAAAUCGUACAUGGAAUUGUUGGUUGAUGUAGUGGAAAUUCAUCAAAAUGCGACCGAGGACUUUGCAAAGGAGCCGUUGCCAUUGAUGGUUGAAUCAAAGGACGAUGAUAAUUUAAACCUGUCGAUCGAAGAAAUGAAGCAACAAAUCGCCGACAUUCAACAGAAAACGAUCGAUGCGGCCAUUUAUCAACAAAAACUUCAGAAGGAAUUAGGGUCCCAGCGCGAUAAUCAAUCCUCAUUCAGCCAAAUACAAAGCAAGCUGAACAAAGAUUCAAAGGAAAAUGCGAGAUCGGCCUAUAAAGAUUUGGAAUCGAUGAAAGUUAGAGUAUUCGGAGAGCGCCAAGAAAACGACAGAAAACAAAAGCAGCUGGAGCGGAUGCGGAAGAAGAUCUCGGAGAAGGAGGAGAAGGGAGAAGCUGAGGAGAAGCCGGUUGAAGCCGAGGAUGGAGACAAAUCGGCCGAGGAUUUGGUGAAGGAGAGGAGGAAGCACGUCGAGGAAUUGGUCAAGGUUCAGAGGGAACAACAAAGCAAAGUGUCGGAUCGUCUUCGUUCCGGGCUGGAGGCCCUCGGCGAGCGCCGCAAGCAGAUGGAGACCAUCCACAAUAUGCUCGAGCGCAUCAAGCAGUUGGAUAAGGAAAUCAGCGAGGCCCCGAGUACUUCCACGACUGAUGUUGGGAGCUUCAAUGUGGAUAAAGAUAUCGAUCCGAUGGAACAACUCGAAAAUACGUACGCCGAUGCUCAAAGCAAGUUAAUGAAUCUCUCCUCCAUCCGCGAACGCCUUGAACAAUAUCAACAAAGCAUUAAGGAUAAACAAAACGAAAAUGCCGAAGAAGCCGAGCAGGCGGCAAAAUUCCUCGAUUCCCUCUCAAUUUCCAACGACGAGCCCCAGAAAGACGAUGAACUCACGUCGGUGGUGCGGAAUCUUUUUGAGGACUCUAUGGCAAGUCAGCGCUCCACCGUUAAAGACACGUACGCCAACGAGUUCGCCAAGAUCCACCGUACGCUCGCGGAGCACAGCGUAGCCCUGGCCGAGAUUCGGCAAAAGCUACUCCAGCCCGAGCCAAUCGACUCUCUUUCCGAGACGAUCCGCUCUCGUCCUCCCCAUGCUCUCAGGGCAUUUUCCGCGAUACUCCUACGUCUGGCUGACGGGCAUCAGGUUCCGAAGCUGGCCAAUUAUGUAGAUUCAUUUCUGCGUGGUUCUGAGGAGAGCUCCUCGGUUGACGAAGACGAAGAUGAGAACGAGGAAGACGAUGAAGAUGAAGAUGAGAUGAUCGGAUCUCUUAUUCUAGCCAAUCCACAGAUAGUCGAAGCAGCCCGAAAAGAGCUGGCCUCUCCCCAAGAAAAGGAGAGAAAAGAAAGAACCCUCAAUCGAGUACGCCUACAACUUGACGAGAAGGAGAAUGAGGAGCACGAGCCGGACACGGCUGGAAUUGAGGCGAUCAUGGCGAUUGUUUGCUCGCAAAUCAGACAGUUGAUGGGGUCGAUGGAGGAGGUUGAUGCUGAGGGGAUUGAGAGGAUUUCCACGACAAUCCUAUCGACAAUCCUCCAAUGGUCCUCAUCAACGUUAUCAAAAAAGAUCUCAGAAGACAUCAGAAUGCAACUUGAGCCGCUAAUUACCGAUAGUCUGGCCGAAUUCACCGGACAACCAGCAAACACAUGCGCCGAAAAUCUGCUCUACGUUUUGUCGGAAAUGGUCUACAAUGAAUUGGCUUUUUACAAAUUGCUGCACUCGUUGCAUAAUUUGACCGAUUCGCCUAAUGAA